Aspergillus oryzae RIB40 is the source of this 1551-nucleotide messenger RNA. RefSeq names its product putative choline transporter Hnm1. Gene Ontology annotation, biological process: transmembrane transport. Lineage: Eukaryota; Fungi; Ascomycota; Eurotiomycetes; Eurotiales; Aspergillaceae. The record is from RefSeq and is a predicted model, not a curated record. Gene Ontology annotation, molecular function: transmembrane transporter activity. Gene Ontology annotation, cellular component: membrane. The transcript is spliced from 10 exons. The coding region runs from base 1 to 1551 and encodes 516 amino acids.
AUGAAAGCCCCAGACAGCAGAGAGUCUGCGGUCAUCCACGUUCAAGAUGCAGAUGAGCUGCGCUUGGCCCAAAUGGGUCACAAACAGGAACUAAAGCGCCAUUUCUCUGUCUGGAGUUUAAUUGGACUGGCCGCUAACUGUACCAUAUCCUGGACUGUUAUCUAUGGAUUCAUCCUCGUUUUUAUCCUUCAGUGUUUCUUGGGCACCUCGUUGGCUGAAUUCGUCUCGGCUUACCCAGUCGAAGGUGGAAUGUACCACUGGAUCGCAGCUAUUGCCCCAAAGCGCUAUAACAGUCUCCUGAGCUUCCUGACGGGCUGUUCUACGGUUUUUGGCUGUGAGACGAUAAUACUACCGUUAAUUCUAGUUGGACACUGUGCUAACUAUAUUGUAGGGAUAUUUACGGCGGCAUCAACAAAUCUGGUAUAUGCCUCAAACUUCAUGGCUCUAAUUGCGUUGUACCACGAUGACAUCAAGCUCCAACCAUGGAUGACCUUUGUUGCAUAUCAGGUCUUGAAUGUGUUGACAUCUGCUGUGGUUAUGUUUGGAAACCGUUUCAUCCCGGGAAUCAAUAAGUUUGCCUUGGUAUACCUCCAGCUAGCAUGGUUUGUCAUCACGGUCACAGUGGCCGCGACAGCGCCAACCCACAAUGAUAGCAAGUUUGUUUUUCGGACCUGGAUGAACAAUACGGGCUGGGACAGCAAUGUUAUCUGUUUCAUCACAGGUCUAGUAAAUCCGCUAUUUGCCCUCGGUGGGUUAGAUGGCAUAACAUUCGUUCAGCCGGGGCGUAAUGCACCUUUGGCCCUAGCAUGCACCCUCAUUAUUGCCUUCAUUACAGGGCUUUCUUACCUUCUGAGCCUUAUGUUCUCGGUACAAGACUGGUCGAGCCUGGCAGACAGCCCAACGGGUCUCCCACUUGCAGCGAUCUUUGGUCAAGCAACACAGAGUCGAGGAGGCGCUUUCGCACUGACAUUCCUUCUAUGGAUUGCUAUUGGGCCUUGCAUGAUUGGCUCACAGCUCAGCACUGGAAGAAUGCUUUGGGCUUUUGCUCGAGAUGAUGGCCUCCCCUUUUCCAAGGUGUGGGCCCGAGUCAACCCUCGAUUCGGGGUCCCAUUGAACGCACAAUUGUGUGUUGCAGUGAUUGUAAGCCUUCUGGGCUGUAUCUAUCUGGGAUCUAGCACUGCCUUCAACUCCAUGCUUAGCUCCGCAACGACGAUUAACAAUAUCGCAUACCUCGUGCCCAUCUUCACCAAUGUCGUGCUGAAUCGCAGCACGAUGCAUCACGGCCCUUUUUGCCUACCGCAUAUUGCAGGCAUGACCGUCAACAUUGUUACUGUCGUCUGGCUGGUCUUUGCCAUCGUCUUCUUCAGUUUUCCGUUCUAUAUGCCCGUGACCGCAUCAAACAUGAACUACACGUGCGUCUGUGUCGGCGGAUUCAUCAUCGUUGAGCUCAUUUGGUGGCUGAUUGCGGGCAAGCGGUACUCGAAGACGGUGCAAAAGGCGAGGGAGGAAGAGAACAAUGUGAUGGUUAGGGUGGACAGCAAGAACUUGUGA